Sorex araneus (European shrew) is the source of this 945-nucleotide messenger RNA. RefSeq names its product olfactory receptor 1L6 (gene OR1R1). Gene Ontology annotation, molecular function: olfactory receptor activity; G protein-coupled receptor activity. The coding region runs from base 1 to 945 and encodes 314 amino acids. Gene Ontology annotation, biological process: G protein-coupled receptor signaling pathway. The record is from RefSeq and is a predicted model, not a curated record. Lineage: Eukaryota; Metazoa; Chordata; Mammalia; Eulipotyphla; Soricidae. The transcript has a single exon. Gene Ontology annotation, cellular component: membrane.
AUGGCCUUGGCCAACCUUUCCUCCUCCCCAGAGUUCCUCCUGCUCGGCCUGAUGGAUGGCACCGACAUCCACCCGCUGCUCUUCCUGCUCUUCCUCGGGGUCUACCUGCUCAACGCGCUGGGCAACCUGAGCAUGGUGGUGGUGGUGCGGACCGACGCGGCCCUCCGCUCGCCCAUGUACUACUUCUUGGGCCACCUGAGCCUCGUCGACGUCUGCUUUACCACCGUGACGGUCCCCCGCUUGCUGAUCGGCCUGCUCCACCCGGGCCAGGCCGUGUCCUUCGCGGGAUGCUUCUCCCAGAUGUACUUCUUCGUGGCGCUGGGCAUCACCGAGAGCUACCUGCUGGCGGCCAUGUCCUACGACCGCGCCGUGGCCGUGUGCCGGCCGCUGCACUACGGCGCCGUGAUGACGCCCCGGCGCUGCGCGGCGCUGGUGGCCGCGUCCUGGGCGCUGUCGCACCUGCACUCGCUGCUGCACACGCUGCUCAUCUCCGCGCUCUCCUACCCGCAAGCGGCCGCCGUGCGCCACUUCUUCUGCGACAUGACGGUGAUGCUGAGCUUGGCCACGUCGGACACGUCGGCGGCCGAGACGGCCAUCUUCACGGAGGGCCUGGCCGUGGUGCUGACCCCGCUGCUCCUCGUGUCCCUCUCCUACACGCACAUCCUGGUCACGGUGUUGGGGGUGCAGUCGACGGGAGGCCGGCGCCGCGCCUUCUCCACCUGCGGGGCCCACCUGGUGGUGGUGUCCCUCUUCUUCGGCUCCGUCCUCUCCGUCUACUUCCGGCCAUCGUCGGCCUACUCGGCCCGCUAUGACCGCUUUGCUAGUGUGGUCUACGCGGUGGUCACACCAACCUUGAACCCUUUCAUCUACAGCCUUCGCAACAAAGAAGUCAAGGGCGCCCUGAAAAGGGGGUUCAGAUGGAGGGCUGUACCCCAUGAGGUGUGA